AUGAGGCAAUCAAAGCUGGGAGCACUGGCCGCAAGGCCGUGGUUGUUACUCCUCUGCCUCGCGCUCUCGCGAGCUGCCACCGCCACUGAGACCGGUGGUUUCAUCAGCAUCGACUGCGGCCUCCCGGGGACGACGAGCUACGUGGACGACACCACCACGCUGUCGUACGCCCCGGACGCCGCGUUCACCGACGACGCCGGCGAGAACUACAACAUCUCGGCUGCGCACGUCACGCCGGAGCUUGCGAGGAUCUACCGCGACGUGCGCAGCUUCGUCGACGGCGCGCGUAACUGCUACACGCUCCGGUCCCUCGCGGUGGGGCUCAAGUACCUCCUCCGCGCCAGCUUCAUGUACGGCAACUACGACGGCCUCAACCGGCCGCCCGUCUUCGACCUCUACAUAGGCGUCAACCUGUGGAAGACGGUGAACGUGUCGGACCCGCCGGACGCCCGAGUCGUCGCGGAGGCCAUCGUUGUCGUGCCGGACGACUUCGUCCAGGUUUGCCUGGUGAACACCGGCUCCGGGACGCCGUUCAUCUCCGGGCUGGAGCUGAGGCCUCUCAAGAGCUCCAUCUACCCGCAAGUGAACGUAACACAGGGACUGGUCCUGCUAGGCAGGCGCAACUUCGGCCCGACUGCUAGCAAGUCAACAAGUCAACCACGCGCCCGGGCCCAGUCCCCGUCUUGA
Messenger RNA from Miscanthus lutarioriparius, 687 nucleotides. The record is from the annotation of a GenBank genome assembly. Lineage: Eukaryota; Viridiplantae; Streptophyta; Magnoliopsida; Poales; Poaceae.